Molecule: messenger RNA, 2301 nt
Organism: Parnassius mnemosyne (clouded apollo)
Lineage: Eukaryota; Metazoa; Arthropoda; Insecta; Lepidoptera; Papilionidae
Source: the annotation of a GenBank genome assembly
AUGAAUGCUUUGGACACGGACGAGGAGUAUUUAGACGAUCCAAUAAAGCUAUAUGAUGUCGAACAAAUCAGAUUUGGAUGUCACAUGCUGCAAGUUAAAGAUUCUGAUAAUAUUGACAAGACGGCUACUUAUGACAAGCAAAGCUCUUUACCAAAUCAAGAAUAUAUUUUUAUUCUCCCAGGCACGUUUUUUGAAAUCGAAAGAAACAUAGAACUAUUAGAAAAGUGCCGACCUUUAAGUAUUCAAAUUGUUGACUGUGCAAAAUAUCCCUUAUACUAUAAAUCAAAAUCAAAUAUAAAAAAUUAUUCCACUUACGCAAAAUUUAACACUUUUGAUAAAGUAAAUGAAGUUAAACAAGAGAAGUUUCUUGAUGAGUCCCUAAGUGAAGAUACUAUUGGUUGUAAUAAAAGCACUGUGGUUUUUAACGAAGACGAAAAGAAUUUUAAGGAAAAUAAAAAUUUUACAUCUGCGAACACGGGGAGUUGCCAAAAAUUAAUGUUACUGGAAAUAUCAAGUGAUAAUUCACAUAUUGAUUUUAAAAAGAACAAAGGCUUAAUAGGUCUAAAAAUAAAACGUAACGAUAAAUUAGAAGAAUGUAAUCCUGGAUUACAGGAAGGUAUUUUUUCAGAAAACACAAAAUCUUCGACAAACGAAGUAGAAUUUGCUAGUUAUCGGUCUAUGAUUGCUAACAAAAACACAAUUAAACAUGAAGAAGGGAGUUUUGCACAUAAGAGCGCUGACAUUAAAGAAAUGCCAAAACCUGAUAUAUAUUUUGAUAAAAAUGAAGACAUUGAACGUACGAAAAUAAUACAACAGACAAGAGAAACUUUAAUUGCAAACAGCGUUAAGCAAUAUAAUAACCCAAUCGAGCUCAGCGAGGUAAGGUCUAAGUCACCAAUUCUUCCUUGUACAAGCAAAAAAAAUGGUCGUUAUGCCAAAAAUACUAAAGAAGAAUUAUUAAAAAGUCUUAAUAAAUAUACGGAACAAUUUUAUAACAGCAACAUAUUAAACAAAAGCCUAAAGAGUAACGUAAAAUAUUUUGAUAAAUCACUAAAUAACCAAAAUAAUCUAGAAACGUGUCAACAAAGACAAGAAAAAUACCAAAAAACACCAAUUGUAUUACAAUCUAACAUUAAUCACAAAAAUGUCAAUAAUAAUUUAUCAUUUAACGUACGUCAAAUAAAGGAAGUAGAAAAUAAUUUAUCUCAUGUUGCUAAACCCGUUAACAAAGAGAGUAUGUUGUUGAACCAACAAGAGCAAUAUGUAUUUCAGAUACCUUUUAAAUUAAAUAAUGUUAGCGAACUCAAUAAAAAGAACAUAAUACAAGAAAAUAAAAAUAAUAAAAACAAAAUUAGUAAUGUAAAACGAAAAGCUCAAGUAAAAUGUUAUACAAAUUCUCUUAAAAAGGGAAUGAAAAGUAAGAAUGAAAUUAUUUGCGGUGAAGUUCACACGAAUGCAACGAAUAAUAUACUUUUAACAGGUCAUCAGGAAACCUUAGUCAAUGCAAUACCAUCUACUCCGCAGAGGUGUUAUGUAAACAAUAAUAUUACGAGUAAUUGUUCAUUAGGUGCAAGCAAUGAGAAUUUAAUGCAUUCAAAUAAAUAUUCUUACACUAUAACUUCUCCGGUAUUAUGUUUACCGCCACCAAAUGCUAUCAGACACCAAAUACCUCAUAGUCAUUUUCGUAUUCCACCUGUUUCUGAUAUUUUGCUCAGUUCUUUGAGGAUAAAGAAUAAAAGUAUCCCUUCUUCACAUUUGACAAGCCAAAAAACUUUUGCGAGGAACAAGAACACAAUAAAUUCAUUUGAAACGUUAGAUAUACUUGACAUGUCUAAACCACCUGAGUUACCACUCACAGAUAAAAGUGAUGACAGGAACGGUAAUUCUUUUAAUAAAAACGUCGAAGGAUCGGACGGUAUCGCAAAAAUAAAGUCCAAACCCGUGGAAGAAAUUAAGAAAAUAAGAGGAGAUACAUUGAGUUUAAAACAAAUCAAGCCAACCAAAGGCUAUUCUGCACCGAUUUUACCAAUUCCUACUUAUGAAAGUACAUUUGAGAUUAUUGCUAAAAUAGCUGCAUCUAACGGUCAAGAUGUAAGUGAAAAUGAAGCUAUUCAAGAACAUAAAAAUAACGGUCAACUACAACGACCGUCAAGGAGCUCAGAGGUUAGUAAUCUUUUGAAAAAGAGGAAAUUAGGUUUUACGAAUAUAACCGAAAACCAGCCGAAGAAGAUUUCUUUGGAUGAAUAUAAUAGAGUAUACGUAAAAAAAUAUGUUAAGGAAGGUAAUUUAUGUCCAUAUUAA